This is a messenger RNA of Alnus glutinosa, 930 nucleotides long. RefSeq lists its product as uncharacterized. Bases 1 to 930 code for a protein of 309 amino acids. NCBI's taxonomy places the organism in Eukaryota, Viridiplantae, Streptophyta, Magnoliopsida, Fagales, Betulaceae. The record is from RefSeq and is a predicted model, not a curated record. The transcript has 2 exons.
AUGGCGUCUGAGAUUCCGUCUUCAUCUUCUCCACUCCCUGAUAAUCCACCAAACACUGAUAAUCAACCGUUUCAAUUCUCCAUUUCUCCUUCCAUUUUCACAAAUCCGGCAAGUCCGUUUUAUCUCCCUCAUGGAGAAUCUUCGGGAACAAUUCUUGUUUCUCAGCCCUUAAUCGGCGAAAAUUACAACACUUGGAGCCACUCAAUGAUCAUGGCGCUCACCGCCAAAAACAAAUUGGCUUUCGUCGAUGGUUCCCUUCUUCAACCUGUUGUUGAAUCCGGCGUUGAGUAUCAAACUUGGAUACGCUGCAACAAUAUGGUCUUGUCAUGGAUCCUUAAUUUCGUGUCCAAAGAAAUUGCCGCGAGCGUGAUUUACAUCGAUACAUGCCAUGGCAUGUGGCUCGAUUUGAAGGAACGUUUCUCUCAGAAGAAUGGACCUAGGGUUUUUCAGUUGCAAAAAUCCAUUUCGGCACUUACGCAAGAUAAUUUUUCUAUACUUCUCAUGGAGCCUUUGCCUUCAAUCAACAAGGUUUUCUCCAUGAUCACUCAAGAGGAAAAGCAGCAAGAAAUCUCUGUCAAGAAUCCUUCUUUCAAUCUGGAAUCUGCUGCUCUUAUGACUGCACCAGUGGCUUGGUUCGUCAAGCAGCCUUAUCGGAAAGAUAAACCUGUUUGUACUCAUUGUAAAGUACCCGGGCAUAUUGCCGACAAGUGUUAUCGGCUUCAUGGUUUCCCCCCAGGGUUCAAGUUCACCAAGAACCUUAAUAAGCCUUCUUCUUCACAUUCUGCAAAUAAUGUGCAAGAAUCUGAUUUGGUUUUGGUCACUCAACCUCAGCAGCAUGAUCCUCCACAAGCUCUUCCUCAACUGACUAUUACGCCUAUUCAAUGUCAACAGCUUCUCUCCCUGUUACAGCAACAAUCCCUCGUUCAAUAG